This is a messenger RNA of Canis lupus familiaris (dog), 8629 nucleotides long. RefSeq names its product coiled-coil domain containing 180 (gene CCDC180). Lineage: Eukaryota; Metazoa; Chordata; Mammalia; Carnivora; Canidae. Bases 172 to 4698 code for a protein of 1508 amino acids. The transcript is spliced from 39 exons. The record is from RefSeq and is a predicted model, not a curated record.
UUGGAGACCAAGUGCGUCCAGCUGCAGUUGAGGCUGGAUCGGGCCUGGCUGACCGGAGUGGUGCCUUUUUGCAGUCCCUCUGGGAUUUGAACCCUGCGGGGCUGGAAGAGCCUGCCUUCUCUGAAUUCUGCUCUUGCCUGAGGAGUGUCCAGGCCAGCAGCCAAGGUCAAGAUGUCCUCAGUGGGGAAGGUGACCCAGGUUCCCAGCGGGAAACUCUACCAGCAGAUCUUCGAGGCUGAGGCACAGCUGGUCCGCUCUCUGGCGUCCACCAGGAAGCAUGCUGUGGAGCGGUCCAUGACCCCAAAAAAUGGCAAGAAGCCCUUGAUGAAGAGGAUGGAUAUCCCUGAAGGGGAGAUGUUGUCUGUUCGGCAGCAGAAGUGGGCACACAGCCUACCCAAUGACUGGAUCACAGAAAACCCUGUUCUCUACAGGGAAAAGGAAAUGAUCAAGAAGAAAAAAUCUCAAGAAAGUGAGAGUACUGCUGCUGCCCGAGAAGUCCGGGGCCUCAUGGACACCAUCGUUCCUGAGAGGAUCUGCGCCACCUCCCUGGGGACCACCGGUGUAGACUCUAAGAGGCAAGGCUACGAGAAUGCUCUGGGGAGCUUUAAGGAGGAGAUUGCUCAGAUUGGGAUGGAAAUGGAACCCUUCAUCUUGGAGCCAGGAAUACUUCUUUUAAAAAAGCUGGCCAAGUCUAAUGAAGACAUAGACCAACUCUUCAAAAAGGUGGAAAGCAACACCAACCUCGAAGACUACACCAUCCAAACCCUGUUGGAGCUGUGGGAGCAGGUGGCAGAGAAGUUCCAGUUCCAGAAGCAGGGGAUCAAGAAGCUGGAUGAGGCCCUCCAUGAGGCCGAGUUCUCUCGGGCAGAUAAACUCAAAAGCGUGUUGAAGAAAUACAUGGAAAUCAUAGAGAAAACAUCCUACCUCGUGCAGCCCGACGUGUACGGGCUGAUAAAUAAGGAAGCGAUGGUUAUAAACCAAGCCCUACUGGCCAACCGGAGGGCCAUCGCCCAGCUGUUCAUCAACCUGAUGGAGGCCACACUGCAGCAGGAGCUCAAGAGCCACCGUCGCUGGCAGAGCCUGGUGGACGCCUGGAAGGCUCUCAAGAAGCAGGUGCUGGUGCAGAGUUUCAGUGAGUUCAUGGCCAGUGAGAGGAUCCAGGCUCCUCCGGCUGUGAAGAAGGAGAUGGAGAGCAUGCUGAAGAACCAGAAAGUCCUGCAGGAAAAGCGGCUGGAGCAUCUCUGCACCAUCUGUGACCUUCUGCCCCCCAAUUACAGCAGAACUCAGCUGACUGAAUGGCAUUCUGCUCUCAGCAUCUUAAAUAAGAACCUCGAUAAUUACCACAUGGACUGCAUGAUGCGGAUCCGCCUGCAGUACGAGAAGACCUGGCAGGAGUGCCUGGAGCAUGUGCAGAAGUGCAAGAAGCAGCUGCUGGACUGGAAAGCCUUCACUGAGGAGGAGGCAGAGAGCCUGGUGAGCCCACACUUCUUCCAGGUGGUGGGAACGCUGCAGAGCAAGGUGGAGGAGGAGCUGGAGCUCUUAGAUAAAUCCUUCGAGGGUCUGGCAAAGCAGACAGAAUGGCAGAGCUCAGAUCUCUUCAACUACUUCCAAGAGGCUGUGCAGCUGUGGGAGGCACAUCAGAACAUGCUGUCGGUGCAGGACCUGGAGCUCGAGAAGAGGAUGGAGCUGCAGCGGCAGAAACACAGCCUAGAGGAACAGGCCCAGGAGGCCCGCCUUGAUAAGCUCUUGGACCAACUGAGGCAGCAAAGCCAUGAGGAAACAUUGAAGAUUCACCUGGAAAAAGCCAAAGAUUUUUUGAAGAAUAUGAAAUUCAGGUAUGAGUGUUUCCACAAGCUCCUGAUAAAGGAAGUGAUGGAGUACCCAGUGACCAUACUGAAAGAACUGAACUCUUACAGCUCCACCCUUAGCCAACACUUCUAUGUCCGUGAGAUCUUUGAACAGACCUUGGAGGGGAAAGUCAUUUUCAAAUGCAGGGAACCAGAAGCACACGAAAAGCACUCCCAGGACAGUAUGAGAAAACUGAGGUGCAAACAGAGGGCUAAAGUGGAAAUGAGUAAAAGUGAAGAAAGUGAAAGAGAGACAAGUUCCUCCAGGUCAGCAGAAGCGAUGGAAGAAGAUCAAGAAAUGGAGUCUUCCUUAACUGAAGAGAUGGUAGUAAGCCAGCAGGAACAAUCUGUACUGAGUGACAAGAUGGAUGAGUUCAGUGAGGAAUCUGUCCAGGAAUCAGAAAAAAUGCAAGUUGAACGAGACAGCUCCUUAAAACCAUCCCCAAACCGGGAAAAUGUGAUGGUUCAAGAAGAAGAGAUAGAGGAGGAGGAGAAAAAGGAGGAGGACAAGGAGGAAGAGAAAGAAAAGUUGAAGGAGAGUGAGAAGAAGAAAAAGAAGGAGAAGGAGGAGGAGAAGGAAGCGGAGAAGAAAGAGGAGGAAGAGGAAGAGGAGAAGCAUGAAGAGGAAGAGAAGCAAAGGGAGGAGGAGGAGGAAGAAGAACAUGAGAGUUUAUCCAUGGAUGAGGCUGAAGCCCGGGAAGAGAGUCUGGGGGAGAUCUCCCAUGAGGACAUGGAGUCCUUCACUACCUCCAGCGGACACACUUAUUUUGUCUUCCUAACCCUGGAACAAGAAGAAGAGAGUUGCAAGUGGUCCCAUUCCAACCUUUCUACCAUUCUCAUCAAUGACAUGUCCAAUGCCAACUUCCUAGAACAAGUGAUAAUUCCACCCAGACUAGUUUUACAAAUUAAGAAACAGCUUCGAACUGGCUUUUUUGAGCACCUAGAGAAGUGGUUUGACCAAUGUGUCCUCAAAACCCGGGUCACUGCGGCCACCAAGAUUGAUGAACUUGAUUCAGAAUUGGAGCUGCGUCUGCACCUACAUGAGCUAAGAGCUGAGCGCAUUGAAAAAGACAUCCAUAAUGUCAGGGCAGCUGAGCUCUUGCUCCAUCAAGAGCGGCUGGACAGCCACUGUGCUGGGGUGACCGAGACGCUAAGGAAGGAAAGGCUGAUGUUCUUCCAAUUCCAAGAGGAGCAGAACAUAAAGAGCAAAAACUUCCGCCGCAAGAUUUACGACAUGGAGCACAUCUUCUUGAACGCCACGAAGAGCCAGAGGCUGGUUACUCUGAGCAGCACACUGCAUCAGGAGCUGCUUAGCUAUGUGGAUGUCAUCCAAGUGUCCCUGCGCAGCUUCCGCCAGUACUUGGAGGAGAGCCUGGGCAAGCUUUGCUUAACCAACAUUGAGUUCAUCAAGCACUGCAGAUUGUUUUCUGAGGGAGGCAACUUUUCUUCUGAAGAAAUUGACUCACUGUGUCAUCGACUGGAGAAGGAAGCUUCCCGAAUAGAGUUUGUUGAAAGUUUAAUCAUGAUCAACAUGGAGAAGAUGGAAAAUGAAUACCUGGACCAGGCCAAUGAUAUCAUCAACAAGUUUGAAAGCAAAUUCCAUAACCUAUCUGUGGAUCUUGUUUUCAUAGAGAAAAUCCAGCGGUUGCUGACAAAUCUGCAAGUGAACAUCAAGUGUGAGGUUGCAAAGUCUAAUUUACAAACAGAUGGAUUAAAUUCUUCUCUGGAACAGCUCCAAAGGAAAAUAGAAAUGUGUCGAAGCUCAAAGGGAGAUAAAAAAAUGGUGACCACAGAAGACAUCCUUGGCUUCGUCCAGACUUGGAAGGAAAGACUUGGCCGGAGGAUUCAGUACCUCAAUUGCAGGCUAGACACAGUGUCCGUGACUCAAGUGGUCUUUACUGACAAUAUCAUGACUGACCUGGAGGUGGAGAGUGACAUCCUGGUAUCUUCAGAAGCCCUUGAAGAGGAGGCCAAGUUAGACUUGGUCACCCCUGAGUCCUUCGCCCAGCCGAGCCACAUGGGGAAGCCCAUGAUUGAAGACCCAGCUGUGGAAGUGGUCAAGAAGAUCCUGCAGUUUCCUGACACAAAAUGCUCAAACCAGCAGUGUGACAAAGACCGGUCCCAGACAGGCUUGAAGCGACACCAGAAUCGAGGAGAACAUGCAGUGAGAAAAGCCCUGUCCAGUGCCAGUGCCACUUCAGCAGGAAGCUUCACGCGGUACUCCAAGCCGCCCAACCGCAUGGACAGAAAGUACCAGGUGCUGGGGGAGAAGCCGCCACCUCCCGCUGAGGAUUUUAAAGGGAUCAUCCUGACCCUUCUCUGGGAGAGCAAUGAGCAUCUGCUAAACGUUGUGGAGGAGUUUUACCGCAGAGAGAAGCGCUCAGUCACCAGGCCUGACUGCAUGUAUGAAAACUUUGACCAGUGCGCAGAGAACAUUUGCAAGAAGAUCCUGGAGUACCAUGCCCAGACAGAGGAGUACCAUAACUCCUGCCUCAUAGAAUUGCGGGCCCAGAUGAGGAGAUUUGAGGAGCUGCUGCCCCAAGUGUGCUGGCUGGUAAUGGAGAACUUCAAGGAACACCACUGGAAAAGAUUCUGCGACUCUGCCAAUGAGAUCCGAAGACAGUUCUGGGAUUAUCAGGAGAAGCUGGAAAAAAAGAAGGAUGAAAAUGCCCAUAAGCUCCAUCAAAAUCUCGGACAUCCUGCACAUUUCCAAGAAAUGGAGUCUCUGUGUCAAGUGGAAGAGAAAAGGCAGGACGAUUUAGACACUGUGAUUAUGACAACCAGGGAGAAGCUUGAGAUCCAUGUCUAUUUAUUACUCUUCAGUGAAUUGUUUGUGUGUGGCCAUUGUUGAAUCAUUUCCUAUCUUCAAGCCCAGUCAGCUCUUGGGAGAGGCCUCUUGGCUGAGGACCAGAUGCCACGUACCUUGGACAUAGCUGACACACGGCUUUGGUCUUGUCUCAUCUGCUGGCUCCCCAAGUCCUCCCUCAGCCUGCCGUGAGAGGCAAGCUCCUCUCCCUGCAACACCAGAAUUCCCCAUGUUUCACUCAGGAAUUCACCAGGAAAUAUGGCCGAUUUUUCAUAGCCAGCUUAGCCACCUUUGCCUGAGAAGUUCUUGCUGCAGUUGGAUGAAGUGGUCACCAUCGAUGAUGUCCGGGUUGCAAAGAUGGAGUCCCCCAAACAGAAGACAUCAAUCCUCAUACGGAGGAAACUCGCUAGGCUUUCCCUGAAGGAAGAAAGUGAGAAGCCCCUGAUUGAACGGGGGAGCAGGAAGUGGCCAGGAAUCAAACCCACCGAUGUCACCAUCCAAUAUAAGAUUCUCCUCCGGAAAACAUCAUCCAUCACCACCACCAAAACAACCCUGGGCCACCUGGCAGCUGUGGAAGCCCGAGAUGCCGUCUACCUGAAAUAUUUAGCACUAUUUGAAGAGGAGCUGAAGAAGAUCCAGGAUGACAACAUGUCGCAGGUGAAGGUGGCUCAGUGCUGGAAGGACAGCUGGAAGCGUUCCGUGCAUACCAUCCAGAGCCUGUACUUGUGACACCCUCAACCCUCCCCAUGUAAAGGCUUAUUUUUUAUAGAUUCCUUCUGUUCAUCCAUUCAUCUAUCCAUCCAUCCAUCCAUCCAUCCAUCCAUCCAUCCAUCCCUGCUCUAUACCCAGCACUGUGCUUCAUCAGUGACCAGGACAUGGUGUGGUCCCUGCCCAUGUGGAGAUCAUUUCCAAUGAGGAGGACAGAGGCAGAAGGGGAGUUCCACAUGAUUAGCAGGGAUGGUGGGUCACAGGAGUGGGCCACUUAAAAUAGAGACCAGUACGUCAGAGGACAUAAUUCCAAUAGGCAUGCUUGGCACUUCCAUCUUGGAAAACAAAAUAAUUAAAAUGUAUGGGCACGAAUAUAUUUUGUGUUUAAUAGUAUAAAAUAAUUACAGCCAUGCAACCAACAAAGAAUUAAUCCAGUCUUGAUUGGGUAUCUGUCUGGCAAUUUGCCUGACCAAAUUAUAAUAUUUUGAGGAAAAUCUUCUAGGCGUGGGCCCCUUAAAUCUUGUGAGACUCAUAUCUUUCUCUCUGGAAGUCUCCAUUGUGCUAUCUUCCUUGUUGAUUCUAUCUUCCUGGAUUAGGUGGCCUAACCAUGCCAAGUUUCAUUGGUCAGGAGCUUUCCGUGGCACUUGGAUGGGCUGUGUACAUUCCUUUCUUGCCUUCAACUCCUGUUUCUUUUACCUGGUUUGUGUUUUGACUUUGUAUUAGUUUGGAUUUUCCCAUGCUUUACCUCUGUUAAUGACUUGAUGAGGUAGGCUUUUGCCCCCAUUUUGCAGGUGUAGAGACUCAAGUCCAGAAGGCUGAGUCAACCUGCUCAAAGGCACACAGCCAGUAUAGAACCCCAGCAUAAUUUUUGUUUCCCCCAAAGUGGACAAGGACUUGAGGACAACUCAUUUGUUUUGGAAAUUAUCCCAAGAAGCAUGAGUGAGACCAUGGUGAAGGGGAACCUGGAAGGAGCCCUGGCCUUGCUUCUGGCCCCUGACACUCCCCACCCCCACCAGGCAUGUCCCGUCCUCAUCAUUGUCCCUCGCUCUGCAUCACCUGUCCUCUGACCUGUCACUGACCUGGCUCUCCUGACGCCACUGUCCAUACUAGGAGCUGUGGGUUCAUUGUAGUUCCAGAGGUGGACUGCAAGACCCCAGUUCUGUCUUCUCAAAGCUACCCUUGGGACCUUAGGGAUUCACCUAUUGAGCAGGUAUCUGGAAAACGGAUGCCACUGCCCCAUGACAGAGCUGCCUCCAACCUAUUUCUACUCUCCUGCUCAUAAGUUCUCCUGUGUCUGUUCUUUCUUGACCAUGCCUCCAUGUCCCCCACCUGAGAAGUCAGUAUGAGUGAGGGUGCCUGUGCAUGUAUGAGGGAGUGGAGAGGAACAUGAUCCUAUAUGGAGAGAGUAUAGACAGGGGUCCCCCUAGGAUUGGUGGGGCUCUCACCAUCAAGUAAAUCCCUUAGGGAGGUAUUGAGCCCUAGGCUAAAACUCUUCCUUUUCCUUUAGACUCUGCUUACCUCUUGGGCCCCAGACCAGUCCCUGACUCACUCUGGGCCUCAGUUUCCCAAUUGUGCAAGAAGAGACUGGAUAUAGAACCACAUAAGCAAAUGUUCAGUGAGGUCAGGCUCCAUCAAAACAGGCUGGGAUGUCAGGGUGGAAUGGCGUGGGUGCAGAAAGGAACAUAGUGCAUGGCAGCCAGGCACACACAAAUGGGCUCUAGGGAAGAGCCAAGAAGAUGCAUACACGUGAGUUGACAUGUACACAUGUGCAUUGCACUAGGGGCUCCACACAUGAGGUUGGUCUCCUUCAGCCAGCUCUGUGCACCCCACAGCUGCUGAGGCCUGGGUCACAUGUUCACCACCUGGACCCAGGGAGGGGUGUCAGUCUCAUGUAACUAGGACAGAGGGUGCGGAAGGGCAGCUCCCCAAAGAAAUACUGAUGAACUGUUCCCAGAAGAAGAGGACAUGAUUAUCAGCCAGGCAAAAGCACCCAGUCUCAGAACUAUGCAAGCUGCCUCCAUAUCUGUCUCUGCCACUAUGCACAAGGGGCUGUCCCCAGAGAAGGGACCCAUUUUGUCCAAGAUAACACAGCGAUUCCAUGGCAAAGCUCAUAGUUUGGUUAGGCUUAGAUUUGCCUAUAUGUAGUAAAAAAACAAAAAGAACAAAAAACCCACAAAAAACCCCAAAACAAUGUGGCAUAAACAAGAGAGAGAUUUAUCUCCUUCUCAUAUAAAAGAACAAUCUGUUGUGGGACAAUGCCAGGGACCCCCACCCCAGGCAAUUGGACAAUAGCACCAGUUUAUUUGUGACUUACAAUAACCAGAGAAAAGCACUUAUGUCCAGGAAGAUGGUCUGUCCCCUGUAACCCGCCCUUUUCUGUAUUCGUAAAACUUUUUCACAUCGCCUGCAGAGCAGGACAUUUGCUCAUAAAACAAAACCAAAACCAAACCAAAGCCCCCAAGCCUCCAAAGAACUCUAGAAGCAGGCAGUCCUUACUGAUCCUGGACUGCUCGUCAGGAAGACCCCAGGUCCAUCGGUCUUUCUCCAGCAUCUGAGCAUGUGGUUUCCACCAUCAAGUCUGCCCCGGUCCAGGGGGGCUGCUGGAACUCCAGCCUGGACCAGCCACCAGGUCUGCACUUGAGACAGCAGGCAGGAGGGAAGGAGGAGGGCAAAAGAGGCCCUCCCAGCUGUGUCUGUGCCACCUGGCCGGCCUCCCUGAAGUCCCACACCACACCCUGAUCACAUGUCAUUGGCCUGCACUUUGUCUUGAGCUGCCCCAGAGAUUAGGAACUUUAGUCUUUCCGUUUGUUGAAUUGCCACCCAAAUUAAAACUGUUGGUUUUCAAGCAAAGGGGGAAUGAAAAUUGUGGAACUCCAUGAUAAAGAGGAGAAGAGAAGGUGCAUGGGGCAUCCACAGCAUCUCAUUCACAGAGCAGAGUCUCAGUUCUAAACUGUAGUGCGUGAGUGGGACCUCUACUUUGGGCUUCCAGCAGAAUGAUGGGAACCACAGUGCUGGCUUUUCUCUGCUUGUCCCUUAUCAGAAGAUCUGAGAAAAACCUUUUCUCUUUCAUAAAUGGGGUGGGUAGAGGUGGGGUUGCAAAGUCUUUUAAGCAAGCAACAUGUUCCUAAAAAGCUGAGCCAAAAUUAUAUCUCUGUAAAUCAAAGAAUAGAAUCUGUUGACCCCAUGGUGUAUGACCCUCUCAGUGCCUAUAUUCAUAUACUAGUUAAAAUAAUAACACACAAAAUAAAACUAACAGUUUUAUUAAACA